AUGUUCAAGUUUCUCCCUGUACUUCUCUUUGCAAUUGUUGGCAUUGUCUUUGCCGAAAAAUACGACAACCCAGGCUACGGUGACUAUGGCAACAGCCAAUGUGCAAAAUGGUGUGCCGCAAACUUCCGCCACCCAGGCAAGACGUGUACAGCUCCGGCAGCAAAACGCAAAGGCCCUUGCUACGAUUGCGGACCGAAGAGCACCAACCGGGCCAAGAAGCUUUGCUAUGGGGUAUGCAAGGACACUCAGUCUGACAGCGCCAACUGUGGCAAGUGUGGUAAAUCUUGCCCAACGAAAACCCAUUGCGUCAAGGGGAAAUGUGUAUGUGAAAAUUCGAAUCAGCCCCAGUGCAAAGGCUUGUGCCCAGAUUACACGACGGACUCGGGCAAUUGUGGAAAAUGUGGUGUUGCUUGUAAAAAGGACGUCGAGAAGUGUGAAGGUGGAAAAUGCGUUCCCACCUGCCCGGCCGGCUCUUCCCAAUGUGGCUCCUCAUGUGUUGAUCUGAAGACGGAUCCUAACAACUGCGGUACAUGCGGCACUACUUGUCCCUCAGGCGAAUGCGAGAAUGGUGCAUGCGUAGCACCUGGAUGCGCAGGUCAGACAUGCGACACCUUCACAGCCUGUGGUCCUGGCGGCUCUUGCGCGACUGUCCUAGUGGUCAAGUCUGUAUUGUGGGCUCAUGCUGCACUCGGAACCAAGAUGAUUCUUAAGAAGGUUUCAGGUGAUACUGUUGGAAGUCGUGGUGGUAGUUGA
Messenger RNA from Fusarium poae, 753 nucleotides. RefSeq lists its product as uncharacterized. Lineage: Eukaryota; Fungi; Ascomycota; Sordariomycetes; Hypocreales; Nectriaceae. The transcript is spliced from 8 exons. The record is from RefSeq and is a predicted model, not a curated record. The coding region runs from base 1 to 753 and encodes 250 amino acids.